Prinia subflava (tawny-flanked prinia) is the source of this 1492-nucleotide messenger RNA. RefSeq names its product crystallin zeta (gene CRYZ). Gene Ontology annotation, molecular function: zinc ion binding; quinone reductase (NADPH) activity; mRNA 3'-UTR binding. Lineage: Eukaryota; Metazoa; Chordata; Aves; Passeriformes; Cisticolidae. The coding region runs from base 272 to 1261 and encodes 329 amino acids. Gene Ontology annotation, cellular component: cytosol. The transcript is spliced from 9 exons. The record is from RefSeq and is a predicted model, not a curated record.
UUGUGGGCGGGGCUGGCGGUGAAAGGGUCGAGGCCCGUCGUGUCGGGGCUGCACCGUGCCGGGCACAACCCCGAGCCCUCUUACCGGCGCUGGCCGCGGGGCCCAGGCUGUGUUUCCUGUUCUCCUCGUGCCCGGGAUCCCGGAAGGUGCCCCGAGCGGGAGCCCCGGGGCAGCUCGGGGCGUUCCCUCGCCCCGCUCCCUCCCCUCCCUCUGGUUCGGUUCAUUAUCGCAGGAUCGAUCCGCACUUCGGCCCCGCGAUCCUCUGGUCGUCAUGGCAGCCACCAGGAGCGUGAUGAGAGCGGUCCGAGUGUUUGAAUUUGGUGGCCCUGAAGUGCUUAAACUCCAGUCAGAUGUGUUAGUUCCUCUUCCAAAAGAAAACCAGGUAUUAAUUAAAGUCCAUGCCUGUGGGGUGAAUCCUGUUGAGACAUAUAUUCGUUCUGGGACUUAUGCCAGGAAACCAGCUUUACCCUACACUCCUGGCUCGGAUGUGGCUGGGGUGGUUGAAAGUGUUGGGGAGCACGUGACUGCAUUCAAGAAAGGUGACAAAGUUUUCACCCUUGAAACACUUUCUGGAGGAUAUGCAGAGUAUGCAGUUGCUGCAGCCAACAGAGUCUUUCCUUUGCCAGACAAACUGGACUUUAGGCAGGGAGCAGCGAUUGGAGUGCCCUACUUCACUGCCUACCGGGCCCUUUUCCAGAAAGGCUGUGCCAAAGCAGGGGAAAGCGUGCUGGUGCAUGGUGCUAGUGGGGGGGUGGGACUAGCAGCAUGUCAGAUUGCCAGAGCUUGUGGUUUGAAGGUUUUGGGCACAGCAGGAACUGAGGAGGGCAUGAAUAUGAUCCUGAGAAAUGGUGCUCACCACGCCUUUAAUCACAGAGACCCGAAUUACACCGAGAAAAUUAAGGCGUGCACAGGGCCGGGGGGAGUCGAUAUCAUCAUAGAAAUGCUCUCUAAUGUCAACCUGGAUGCUGACUUGCAGCUGCUGUCCCGCGCAGGGAGGGUGAUGGUCGUGGGCUGCAGAGGACGCAUCGAGAUCAACCCAAGAGACACAAUGAGCAAAGAGUCCAGCAUAAUCGGAGUGAGUCUGUUUCUUGCAACUGAGGAGGAAAGGCAGGAAUGUGCCACAGCACUCCUUGAUGGUGUAGAAGCUGGCUGGCUGAAACCUGUUGUGGGCUUGGAAUAUCCCCUGGAGAAAGUAGCCAAGGCUCAUGAAGACAUUAUUUGUAGCAGUGGUGCCCGAGGGAAGAUGGUGCUACUUCUAUAAAGGAACACCUUUUUCUGUUUAUUUUGUAGCUGUUAUAACUGCACCUUUGCUUACAUGGUUCACUGAAAUGUAUAAAUAUACCUUUGAUCAUGUUUGACAGUAGCAGAAAAUGCUCACUUAGAUGAAUUAGUUAACAUUUUCUUUUUGUAAUGAGCAGAGUUGCAUUUACUGUAAAGUAAUUUUGGUAGCUUUUUUGAUUGAUGUGGAAAUAAUAAAUUUUCUCUGCUAGUG